Molecule: messenger RNA, 1857 nt
Organism: Chelonoidis abingdonii (Abingdon island giant tortoise)
Lineage: Eukaryota; Metazoa; Chordata; Testudines; Testudinidae
Gene: AGTR1
Product: angiotensin II receptor type 1
Biological process (GO): calcium-mediated signaling; neutrophil chemotaxis; positive regulation of cytosolic calcium ion concentration
Cellular component (GO): external side of plasma membrane; membrane
Molecular function (GO): C-C chemokine receptor activity; angiotensin type II receptor activity; C-C chemokine binding
Source: RefSeq, a predicted model, not a curated record
CCGGGUGGGACCUCCUGGCUUUGCCAUUGCACCGCCAGCUCACCACGCGGAGCACGCACCAGCCUAUAAAUUUUAUAUUGUGCCUGAAACAAACCUGCAACUGAAGAGAUCAAGAUGAGCCUUAAUUCAUCUACCGAAGGGACUGUUAAAAGAAUCCAUGUUGACUGCCCCGUUUCAGGAAGGCAUGCCUAUAUAUACAUUAUGGUUCCAACUGUUUACAGCAUCAUCUUUAUUGUAGGCAUAUUCGGUAACAGCUUGGUGGUCAUUGUCAUUUGCUUCUACCUGAAAUUAAAGACUGUGGCUAGUGUCUUUCUGUUGAACUUAGCCCUGGCUGACUUAUGUUUCCUAAUGACAUUGCCACUGUGGGCAGCCUACACAGCCAUGGAAUACCACUGGCCUUUUGGGAACUGUUUAUGUAAAUUAGCAUCAGCUGUGGUAAGUUUCAACCUGUAUGCCAGUGUGUUUCUACUCACAUGUCUUAGCAUUGACCGUUACCUGGCUAUAGUACAUCCAAUGAAGUCCCGACUUAAGCGCACCAUGCUUGUUGCCAAAAUAACUUGCAUUGGCAUCUGGCUGCUAGCAGGAUUGGCUAGUUUGCCUGUCCUAAUUCACCGUGAUGUAUUUUUUGUCGAGAAUAUGAAUAUGACAAUUUGUGCUUUUCGGUACGAAACCCAUAAUACAACACUGCCUGUUGAGCUCGGUUUAUUUAAGAACAUGUUGGGUUUUUUAAUUCCCUUUUUGAUAAUUUUAACAAGCUACACCUUAAUCUGGAAGACGCUGAAGAAGGCUUACGAAAUUCAGAAAAACAAGACCAGAAAUGAUGAGAUUUUUAAGAUAAUUGUGGCAAUAGUACUUUUCUUCUUCUUUUCCUGGAUUCCUCAUCAAGUGUUUACCUUUCUGGAUGUAUUAAUCCAGCUAGGUAUCAUAAAAAAAUGCCAAGUUGUUGAUGUUGUGGAUACAGCUAUGCCCUUCACCAUCUGCAUAGCGUACUUCAACAAUUGCUUGAAUCCCUUUCUUUAUGGUUUUUUUGGAAAAAAAUUUAAAAAAUAUUUCCUGCAGCUACUAAAAUACAUUCCACCAAAUGUCAGAGCACAUCCAAGUCUAACAACAAAAAUGAGUUCCCUUUCCUUUCGACCAUCAGAAAACUUAAGUUUAUCCAUGAAAAAGACUUUUGGGACUUUUGACAUUGAGUGAUGUCUUUUUGUGCUAUAUGUUUCUAGAGCAACCUUGCAUAUGAAAUAGCAAGAGUGUCAAAGUUCACCUACAGUCCUGACCAUCACAGCUUACUGCUCAUUAUUACUAAGACAUUAAAUCAUCUACUAGAAAUCAUCUUUGGAAGAUUUAGCAGUGGCCUUUUAUAUUGUCAAGAGGACUGUUUGUUAUUUUUAUUUGAAGCAACCCAAGAAGGUGGCAGUCUUUUGGCAUCCUGCCUCCGAGCUCAGGACUUUGGAAGAAGUGCACAUGAUGCUCCUGGAAAGAUCUCAGAACUCAGGUUAAGGCAUGAUCAUUUGUGAAUUAUAUGAACUCGGCAGAAUUUACUUUCAACACACAUAAGCAAUUCUAAGCUAACCAUUUGGAAUUGUUAUACAAAAAGUGUUGCCAGAGUCAAAACAGAAUAUUUUUCUUUCACAUGAUAUUUGGUGGGGAUUGUGGAGAACAGAGUUUUAUGUCUGAAAUAUGAAAGAGAUCCAUUUUUCCUUGAUACAAAUAUAGUGCAUCAUUACAUUUAUAAUACACCCAGUUGGUGAAAAUAUAUAUAUUCUACAUAUGCAGGUCUCACUCCCAUCUCAGACUGAGAUUUAAGAACUUCAAAACUGUGUUCACAUAUAUUUUUGCUAUCAUUAUUCAUUUUAAACA